Messenger RNA from Selaginella moellendorffii, 552 nucleotides. RefSeq names its product O-acetyl-ADP-ribose deacetylase 1-like. Gene Ontology annotation, biological process: peptidyl-glutamate ADP-deribosylation. Lineage: Eukaryota; Viridiplantae; Streptophyta; Lycopodiopsida; Selaginellales; Selaginellaceae. The transcript is spliced from 2 exons. The coding region runs from base 1 to 552 and encodes 183 amino acids. The record is from RefSeq and is a predicted model, not a curated record.
AUGGAAGUGGAGGAGAUACAGGGGGAUCUGUUCGAGGGCGCGCAGCCCACAGAUGGCUUGGUACACUGCGUUUCUAAAGAUCUUCACAUGUCCAAGGGCAUCGCAGCGCGCUUUAGGGACGAAUUCAGGGGCGUGGACGAGCUGCGCAAGCAGAAUCGGAGUGUGGGGGAAGUGGCCGUGCUGGACAGGCCUCCUCGAGCGGGAGUGUUCUACCUCGUCACCAAGCUCAGGUUCUUCGACAAGCCGACGCUGGCGAGCUUGCAGGCGUCGCUGGAGGAUCUGCGCAGGGUGUGCGAGCAGCGGGGAGUUUGCGGCUUGAGCAUGCCAAGGAUUGGAUGCGGGUUGGACAAGUUGGGGUGGGAGGAUGUGAAGAAGCUGAUAUAUGUAGCGGUCAUUUGGAAUCGCAUUUCAUCACCGGUGAAGAGCGUCUUCUUGAAUUGCCGAUUGAAUGAUCGGCCACGACACCCACAAGAACAACAAGAAGAUCAAGACGAAGAACAGAUUCGGAUUCAGCUGCAUGCUGGGAGUGCAGAAGCGAGUAAGCAACGCUGA